This is a messenger RNA of Mandrillus leucophaeus (drill), 2166 nucleotides long. It is a transcript of the gene ALOX12, whose product is annotated as arachidonate 12-lipoxygenase. Gene Ontology annotation, molecular function: arachidonate 12(S)-lipoxygenase activity; linoleate 13S-lipoxygenase activity; iron ion binding. The record is from RefSeq and is a predicted model, not a curated record. Lineage: Eukaryota; Metazoa; Chordata; Mammalia; Primates; Cercopithecidae. Gene Ontology annotation, biological process: lipid oxidation; linoleic acid metabolic process. The transcript has 13 exons. The coding region runs from base 351 to 1853 and encodes 500 amino acids. Gene Ontology annotation, cellular component: cytosol; sarcolemma.
AGGAGUUUGAUCGUGACGUUGCAGAGGACUUGGGGCUCCUGCAGUUCGUGAGGCUGCGCAAACACCACUGGCUGGUGGACGACGCAUGGUUCUGCGACCGCAUCACGGUGCAGGGCCCUGGAGCCUGCGCGGAGGCGGCCUUCCCGUGCUACCGCUGGGUGCAGGGCGAGGACAUCCUGAGCCUGCCCGAGGGCACCGCCCGCCUGCCAGGAGACAAUGCCUUGGAUGUGUUCCAGAAGCAUCGAGAGAAGGAACUGAAAGACAGACAGCAGAUCUACUGCUGGGCCACCUGGAAGGAAGGGUUACCCCUGACCAUCGCUGCAGAGCGUAAGGAUGAUCUACCUCCAAAUAUGAGAUUCCAUGAGGAGAAGAGGCUGGACUUUGAAUGGACACUGAAGGCAGGGGCUCUGGAGAUGGCCCUCAAACGUGUUUACACCCUCCUGAGCUCCUGGAACUGCCUAGAAGACUUUGAUCAGAUCUUCUGGGGCCAGAAGAGUGCCCUGGCUGAGAAGGUUCACCAGUGCUGGCAGGAUGAUGAGCUGUUCGGCUACCAGUUCGUCAAUGGUGCCAACCCCAUGCUGUUGAGACGCUCAACCUCUCUGCCCUCCAGGCUAGCGCUGCCCUCGGGGAUGGAAGAGCUUCGGUCUCAACUGGAGAAAGAACUUCAGAAUGGUUCCCUGUUUGAAGCUGACUUCAUCCUUCUGGAUGGAAUUCCAGCCAACGUGAUCCGAGGAGAGAAGCAGUACCUGGCUGCCCCCCUCGUCAUGCUGAAGAUGGAGCCUAACGGGAAACUGCUGCCCAUGGUCAUCCAGAUUCAGCCUCCCAACCCCAGCUCUCCAACCCCAACACUGUUCCUGCCCUCGGACCCCCCACUUGCCUGGCUCCUGGCAAAGUCCUGGGUCCGAAAUUCAGAUUUCCAACUGCACCAGCUCCAGUACCACCUGCUGAACACACAUCUGGUGGCUGAGGUCAUCGCUGUCGCCACCAUGCGGUGCCUCCCAGGACUGCACCCCAUCUUCAAGCUCCUGAUCCCCCAUAUCCGCUACACCAUGGAAAUCAACACCCGGGCCCGGACCCAACUCAUCUCAGAUGGAGGAAUUUUUGAUAAGGCAGUGAGCACAGGUGGAGGGGGCCAUGUCCAGUUGCUUCGUCGGGCGACGGCUCAGCUGACCUACUGCUCCCUCUGUCCUCCUGACGACCUGGCUGACCGGGGCCUGCUGGGACUCCCAGGUGCUCUCUACGCCCGUGAUGCUUUACGGCUCUGGGAGAUCAUUGCCAGGUAUGUGGAGGGGAUCGUCCACCUCUUCUACCAAAGGGAUGACGUAGUGAGGGGGGACCCUGAGCUGCAGGCCUGGUGUCGGGAGAUCACGGAGGUGGGGCUGUGCCAGGCCCAGGACCGAGGUUUCCCUGUCUCCUUCCAGUCCCAGAGUCAACUCUGCCAUUUCCUCACCAUGUGCGUCUUCACGUGCACUGCCCAGCAUGCCGCCAUCAACCAGGGCCAGCUGGACUGGUAUGCCUGGGUCCCUAAUGCCCCAUGCACAAUGCGGAUGCCUCCACCCACCACCAAGGAAGAUGUGACAAUGGCCACAGUGAUGGGAUCACUACCUGAUGUCCAGCAGGCCUGUCUUCAAAUGGCCAUCUCAUGGCAUCUGGGUCGCCGCCAGCCGGACAUGGUGCCUCUGGGGCAUCACAAAGAAAAAUAUUUCUCAGGCCCCAAGCCCAAAGCUGUGCUAAGCCAAUUCCAAACAGAUUUGGAAAACCUGGAAAAGGAGAUUACAGCCCGGAAUGAGCAACUUGACUGGCCCUAUGAAUACCUGAAGCCCAGCUGCAUAGAGAACAGUGUCACCAUCUGAGCCCUAGAGUGACUCCACCUGCAAGAUUUCACAUCAGUUUUAGGACUGACAUUUCUAUCUUGAAUUUCAUGCUUUACUAAAGUCUCUGCUGCUAAGGCUCUAUUUCCUCCCCCAGUGAAACUCCCUACAUUAGUAUCCCACUAGCCCAGGGGAGCAGUAAACCUUCCCUGCAAAGACUAGAUCCUUUUAUACGCUUUGCAGGCCCCAUAGUCACUGUCUGAACUACUCAGCUCUCCUGCUACAGCAUGAAGGCAGCCACAGACAACAUGGAAAUGAGUGUGACUAUGUUCCAAUAAAACUUUAUGGACACAGA